Cicer arietinum (chickpea) is the source of this 1587-nucleotide messenger RNA. Its product is annotated as acyl-CoA-binding domain-containing protein 3. Gene Ontology annotation, molecular function: fatty-acyl-CoA binding. The record is from RefSeq and is a predicted model, not a curated record. Gene Ontology annotation, biological process: fatty acid metabolic process. Lineage: Eukaryota; Viridiplantae; Streptophyta; Magnoliopsida; Fabales; Fabaceae.
AACCUCAACAAUGAAUAAUAAAAAAAUAAAUGCGCAUAAACUAUUGAGAGCAUAAAGCUCAAAACCCCAUAGAAUAUGCUUUGCUCUGUUGCGCAGAAAGAUUAUCCCUUUCCUCUUUUUUCUCGUAUCUUUUCCUCCAAGUUCCUUCCUUCUAAUCAUUUCCAUCCUAAAUUCUUUCCCCUUUUACUUCCCUCUUCUAAACAAACUAACCACCUCUUAAUCCCGAUCUAACAAAUCCCUCACUCAAAAUUCCAUUUCAAAUUUUUCACAAACCAAAAAAGGAAAACAAAAUUAAUAAAUAAAUAAAUUAAGUUCUUCUAUAAUGGAGCUUGUAACCGUAACUGAUUUUUUUUUCACUGCAUCGCUGGCACUUCUUCUUUCCUUCCUCGUUGCAAAGCUUGUCUCCUUAGCCACCACCGACACUCACACCGCGACUAAACCGGUCGGUCCGGUUCAUCAAGUUGAACAACGGUUAACGCUUCAAACACCUCAAACCGAGACCCGAGUCGGUUUUAUUAAUCCGGUUCAAGUUAAAACAACGAAUUUAGAAACCGGAUAUUAUACAGAAGACGUUACGGUUGAUCACGAUUCCAACGUUGCCGUCGAGUUUCCGACGGUGAAUUCAAACAUUGUCGUAACUGAACAAAACCAAGGAGACGCUACGGUUGAUUCCGAUUCCAAAGAGGAAACUGUUUUGGAAGAAAUCACUGAAGAAAAUUGUACUGAGAAGUUAGUUUCUGUUGAUGAUGAUUGGGAAUGGGAAGGGAUUGAGAGGAGUGAGAUUGAAAAGAAGUUUAUGGAGGCUAUGGAAUUUGUUGGUGAGAAAGGGUAUAUUGGUAAUUGUGAUGGUGAUGAUGAUGUGGAGAUGGAGUUGUAUGGACUUCAAAAGGUUGCAAUGGAAGGACCUUGUCGUGAACCUCAGCCAAUGCCGCUUAAACUCUCCGCACGUGCUAAAUGGAAUGCUUGGCAAAAACUGGGGAACAUGAGUCCAGAGGUUGCUAUGGAGCGAUAUAUCAGCCUUCUUUCUGAUAAAGUUCCCGGAUGGGUGAAAGAUACUUCUGCUGGAAUGACUGAAGGCGAACCGACAGGAUCAGAAGUUUCUGAGUCUACUGUUCCUGAUUUUAGCUCGGCUUUGUCUCAUCAACAAAUGAUCUUACCUGAAAGGGAACUUGUUCAAGAGUCUGGUGUCCAGGAACUUAUCCCACUUACGGUGUCAGAUUUGGAGAACAAUGUUAAAAAAUGAUGGCAUCUCUGCUUAUAUUCUGUGCCACGGGACAUUUUCCUACAUUAUUUUCAGCAAAAAAGAAGACUAAUUCCAAGAAUAUAAGUUCUUUUCGAAGUAUGCGACAUUCUUGGGCUGUUUGUUUUCUCCUUUGUUCCUUAAAUCAAGUGUUAAUUGUGACAUUUCUUCCUUAUCAAACCGUUAUUAAAUGUUAAUAUUUAAUGUUGAUAAAAAUAAAUGCGUGUAAAUAUGAUCUUAUAUGUAGCUGAAGGUUGUAUACUUUCUGGUUGUUAAAACUAAUUUUUUAGUAUAAUAUGGUCAUUUUAAAUGUUAAUGCAAUGUCUCGAUUUGAUCAAUGAGUUCAA